UUUCAGAGGAAGGUUACGAGACAUUAGAUAGGUAAAUCAUCUAUCUGCAGAAUAAAGUGUGUAGUUUAGUGAACAAUGUAGCGAAUACGUAACAGUAUUUAUGUAACGACCUAAAUGUCAUAAAAAGCCACUGAUAUUAUUGACUAGGAAAUGUUUAUACAUUCAUAACAUUCCUAGAUAAUAUAAUCAGAGGCUACUGACAGUUUAAGGACGGGUUUAGUGAUUAACACGACAUCAUAUAAAAAAAAAUAUUUUAUUGUAACAUUAUCAUCAAUUAUAUAAUUUGUAUGAGUUUCGCAAUAGAUGGGGAUCAAGAAGAAAUAUUUAUAAUCUUGUGUAUUGUCGUGCAUAAAGUAAUUAUGUGAUUUCUUGUUGAUUGAUUUAAUUAAAUUCAAUCAUUUUUUAAUUUUAUAUUAAAAAUCACGUACUAUUGUACCAACUGCAAUUGGUAUUUUAUCGCAACGCUUUUGCUGAUUUUACCAUUCACUGUCAGAUGGCACUAAAUGUACCAUUUUCAAAGCGCGCAUUAAUAUAAAGGACAUGAAAUUCCCAAAUCAUGCGACACUGAAUGCAUUGUGUGAGUGAUCUAUCCUAUAUCGUUCCCGGUUAUCAUAGUAUACAUAUAUUACUCACGAGGUUACGAAUGAGUGUUUCUUUUCCUCGUGUUCAGUAUGUGGUAACAGCGAUCUAUGGCGAAGUUAGAUUAAAUAAUGAUUUGAUUGUUUUCAAUCGUUAAAAUAUGAUUUGAGUGACAGUAAAUCAUAAAAAUGACAACUUCGCCAAGGCAUGUAAACGUGUUAAUUAACAGUAGCAUCGAUGACAGUGUCGAUAGCUGCAUUGACAACGAAGACGACCAAGAAAAGCUGUUGAAACCGAGAAAUAAUUUUGCGUCAUAUUCGAACGAGGAUAUCAAUGUUAGAUUUCGGAAUGUUUCCUAUAAUCGUGGCGGUACAUCCUCGCAAAGUAUUACAGAGACAGUUUCUAAUAACCCAAGGAGGUUUAAUACGGAAGAGAUAACUCCUGGAGCUACUAAUUUUUUAUCUACAAACUAUGAGAGUUUAGAUUAUGAUCCCUGUGAGAAUCACCUUCUUCAAGAUGAAGAACGAAAAAAAGGAUAUAAAUUUGUAGUUAGAAAAAAUUUUGCCAGAUGGUUUAUUUUCUUAUUGAUAGGUAUUUGCACAGCGCUUAUAGCAGGCUUUAUUGAUAUGUCUAUAGAAGAAUUAACAGGCUUGAAAUACGGUUUUCUCAAAACAUAUGUAGAUCAGUGUGUGGAAAACAACUGUUUAUGGCUACCAUAUCUGAUAUGGUUAGCCCUAAAUUUUGCUCCCGUUUUAAUAGGUGCUAUUUUAGUUGCUUAUGUGGAACCUGUUGCUGCUGGCAGUGGCAUUCCACAAGUGAAAUGUUAUUUAAAUGGAAUUAAAGUACCUAGAGUUGUACGCAUUAAAACAUUGGCAGUAAAAACAAUUGGAGUAAUUUGUACUGUAGUGGGGGGUCUAGCUGGUGGAAAAGAAGGGCCCAUGAUACAUGCUGGAGCUGUUGUAGCAGCAGGAAUAUCGCAGGGAAAAAGCACUACCUUUAGGAAAGACUUUAAAAUAUUUAAAUACUUUAGAGAGGAUCAUGAAAAACGAGACUUCGUAUCGGGAGGUGCAGCAUCUGGAGUAUCUGCUGCAUUUGGAGCGCCAAUUGGAGGAGUAUUAUUUAGUAUUGAAGAGGGAACUAGUUUCUUUAAUCAGAGUCUUACAUGGAGAACAUUUUUUGCUAGCAUGAUUACAACAUUUACUUUGAAUAUUAUCCUCAGCACGUAUCAUGGACGACCCGGUGACCUUUCUUAUCCGGGCUUGCUAAAUCUUGGAAAAUUUGAAACAAUACCGUAUCAGAUUUAUGAAAUUCCUCUGUUUAUGAUAAUGGGAACGAUAGGUGGAGUUUUAGGCUCUGCUUGGAAUCAUCUGAACUAUAAGAUUUCUUGUUUUCGCUUGAAAUACAUGAAAAAGAAAUGGUUGAAAGUCGUGGAAGCUCUUUCCGUAGCCGCAUUAAGCGCGACAAUGGGAUUCAUUAUGAUUUAUUUCAUAAAUGAUUGUAAACCGUUAGGAAAAGAUCCCACUAAAUUUCCCAUUAAGAUGUAUUGUAACGAAGGUGAAUACAACGCGGUUGCAGCUUUGUGGUUUCAAACACCAGAAAGUAGUGUACGAUCUUUGUUUCACGAUCCGAAAGGUUCUCAUAAUGAUCUAACUUUAGCAGUUUUUGUGGUCUUAUAUUUCUUUCUGGCUGUUGCUACAUUUGGUCUAUCUAUGUCCAGUGGACUUUUUAUACCAUCUCUUCUGAUUGGCUCGGCUUGGGGAAGAUUAAUUGGAUCAGGCCUUACAAGAGUUUUUCCGAAUUGCGUUGUUUUGGAUCCAGGAAAAUAUGCUUUAUUAGGUGCAGCUGCUCAAUUGGGAGGAGUAGUUAGAAUGACAAUAAGUUUAACUGCUAUACUAAUAGAAGCCACCCAAGGCAUAUCUUUCGGUUUACCAGUUAUAAUAGUUCUUAUUAUGGCUAAAUGGGUUGGAGAUUUUUUCAACGAGGGAAUUUAUGAUAUUCAUACACAGAUGGCCGGGAUUCCCAUAUUAGCAUGGGAAGCACCACCAUUAUCAAACAACAUAUAUGCCAGUGAAAUAAUGAGUCAUCCAGUAGUGACUCUGAAAACAGUAGAAAAUGUGGGGCAUAUACUGGAACUUCUUAAAUGUGUAACAUUCAAUGGAUUUCCUGUAGUUGAUCCCCCUAGUAGCGAUCAGACUGAAAUAGACUCUUAUGGACGAUUUCGUGGUCUGAUCUUGCGUUCUCAACUGAUAGUGUUAUUGCAAAAUAAAAUUUUUAACGAGUACGCAGAAUAUUGGGAAAAAAAUUUGAGUAUUAAAAUGUUUAGGAAAGAAUACCCUAGGUAUCCGACAAUUGAACAAGUGACCGUGCUCGAUGAAGAAAAAACUUACAUGAUUGAUUUAAGACCUUUCAUGAAUCCUUCUCCUUAUACAUUACAACAUUCUGCAACACUGCCACGAACGUUUAGACUUUUUAGAGCUUUAGGCCUUCGUCAUUUAACGGUGGUAAAUGAUACAAAUGAGGUGAUUGGGAUUAUUACUCGAAAAGAUGUAGCCAGAUUUAGAAUAUGGAAACAUACAGGAAGGAUGGGAUUAGAUGAACUUUUAAUUACUAAUAAAAUUUAAUUUUUACUUUUUUAUAUAUAAAUAUUCAACGAUAAUUCAUUUAACAUAUUGAUGAGAUAUUACAUAUGUACAUAUAUUAUAGCUGCAUACAAACAUACGCAGUCUUGAUAUUACAAAAAUUAAAAGAGAUUAAAGUAUUAGAAAGAAUACAAAGUGAAAUUAACCAAAGAAGUGGAAUGUA
Molecule: messenger RNA, 3381 nt
Organism: Osmia bicornis bicornis
Lineage: Eukaryota; Metazoa; Arthropoda; Insecta; Hymenoptera; Megachilidae
Gene: ClC-b
Product: H(+)/Cl(-) exchange transporter 7
Exons: 13
Coding region: 768-3200 (810 amino acids)
Biological process (GO): transmembrane transport; chloride transport
Cellular component (GO): lysosomal membrane; intracellular membrane-bounded organelle
Molecular function (GO): voltage-gated chloride channel activity
Source: RefSeq, a predicted model, not a curated record